AUGCCUAAAAUUAAAUCUGUCAAAUUACCCUCUAAUAUAAAUAUUUCUUCUUCUUCUUCUUUAUCUACCUCUCAUUUUAUUCCUCUUCAACCUGCUCCGGUAGCACCUGAUGAUGAUACUUCUUCUCAACUUAAUGAAAUUCUCGUUUUUCCAAAUAAUUCUUCUCUUCUCAAUGAGGAAGAAAAUUUAUUAAUUAAUGAUCCUCCUUAUAAACUUACUCUUUCAUUAAAAGAUUUAUUAUCCCCUGCAAGAAAAACUCGAAAAAAUAGAAGUAAAUCUGAUGAUAAAGUUCCAAGACCUCAAAAUGCUUGGGUAUUAUUUCGUAAAGAUUAUGAAGCAAAUCAACGUGCUAAUUUCCCUGAUAAAGCUUUGAAAAUGAAAAAUGUUUCAACGGAUGCUGGUGAGAUUUGGAGAAAUCAUCCUGUAAAAGUUAAACGUUAUUUUGAAACUUUAUCAAGAUUGGCUCAUGCUCAACAUAAAAUUUUAUUUCCUAAUUAUAAAUAUUCCCCUAAAAAAAAGUCUAUUAUUAAAGAAUCUAUUCAAAAGGAUUGGGUUUUUAAGGAUAGUGUUAAACAUUCUAUUACUUUAGAAUCUUCUACUCCUAUUGUGGAACAUGAUCAAGAAUCUUCUGUAGCUUAUCAUACUGAUCAUUCUGAUUCUCCUCCCCUUUUAAAUGUCGUCAUUUCUCCUUCAUCUCCUGAAGAAUCUUGGAAUUCUCCAAUUACUAUUAAUUCUCCCUCUUCUCCUUCCUCAAAUUUUAUUAGUCCAUCUUCAACUAUCACUUCAAAUGAUUCAGGUUUAUAUUAUUCUUCCGUUACAUCAAUUCUUACUUAUUCUGAAGAAACUUUGACAAAUUUAUCAUCCUCUUCUGCAGCUUAUUAUAACUAUCAACAAAAUUUCACUUCAAAUUUAACCGAUUUGAAUCAAUCAAAUUCUGGUUAUCUUAAUCUUGAGAAUACUUCUAUUAAUGAUAUCAAUGAUCCGGUUUUUAUCAAUGAUGAAAAUUUUUGGCAACAUACAUCAACUUUUUCAAAUUUUGAUAAAUUAGAUUCUAUAAGUUCUUUUGAUUCUUUUGAUAUACAAGAACAACAACAACAACAACAACAACAACAAGAGCAACAAACUCCCGUUACUAAUUGUGAUGUUUUAAUAGAUGAAAGUUUAAUGGGAAAUUUAUCAGACUUAUCAUCAUCAUAUGAUGAUGAUAAUAAUAAUAUUCAUUAUUUCUUUUAG
Rhizophagus irregularis DAOM 181602=DAOM 197198 is the source of this 1233-nucleotide messenger RNA. RefSeq lists its product as uncharacterized. Gene Ontology annotation, biological process: anatomical structure morphogenesis; cell differentiation; regulation of DNA-templated transcription. Gene Ontology annotation, molecular function: DNA-binding transcription factor activity, RNA polymerase II-specific; RNA polymerase II cis-regulatory region sequence-specific DNA binding. The record is from RefSeq and is a predicted model, not a curated record. Lineage: Eukaryota; Fungi; Glomeromycota; Glomeromycetes; Glomerales; Glomeraceae.